Anneissia japonica is the source of this 1311-nucleotide messenger RNA. Its product is annotated as 39S ribosomal protein L54, mitochondrial-like. The record is from RefSeq and is a predicted model, not a curated record. NCBI's taxonomy places the organism in Eukaryota, Metazoa, Echinodermata, Crinoidea, Comatulida, Comatulidae. Gene Ontology annotation, molecular function: structural constituent of ribosome. Gene Ontology annotation, cellular component: mitochondrial large ribosomal subunit. Bases 69 to 449 code for a protein of 126 amino acids. The transcript has 2 exons.
ACUUGUACAAUCACUGCCUCAGUGCACGGCCACUGUUUAUUUAGACAACCCUUCGUUCUGAAGUAAAGAUGGCAGCCUACAUGAAACGCGUGCCUGUUAUUGGGUUACUAGUAAGAAACUCAAUCCUACAGAAUAUAAGGACGAAUCAUGUCGCAAAAUACGCUAAAAAAGCAGGGAAAGCGGCAGCCAAGUUACCAGAACCAGUAGUAUAUGAAGCAAAGGACCCACAGGAGCUUGUUAAGUACUGUGUUGGAUUAAAUUAUAUGAAAGAGGGCCCUGAAGUUGAACUUAAACCAGACUCUGAAUAUCCAGAAUGGUUAUGGGACCUGCAUAUAGGGCCACCACAAAAAUUGGAAGAACUUGAUCCAGACACUCGAAAGUACUGGAGGAAAAUCCGUAAAAUGCAUAUUAAAAGAAACAAUGCUCUUUCAAAGAACAAGAAAUUCUAACUGGCCUCUUAUAGAACUGAUUUUUUUAUGUUGAAAAGGAAGAAGAGAAAUUAAGACUGCAGUAUUACCUGGUUGAGUAGCAGUACAGUUGCCAACAGAAGUUCAUUUUCUUCUACAGUACAUCAAUAACAUUUGUACUGGAUACCUGUUAUUUAUAUUGAGACUGAUGGAUUGACAAGUUUAUAGGAAGAGUUGAAAGAUGAUAUGCAUAAAUGAAUUAAGUUUUGAUUAAAUUGUGUACAUGGAGAUUUCAGCGGUUCCAAGUUGGAAGAAGUUACUUUUGGGAGAAGUGGUUAAAUUAUUUUUCUUAACACAACCAUCAGCACUUGAUUCCUAAGACACACAAAGUGGUAAAAACAGUAUACAUUUGUGGGAGAUGGGUUAUCUUUUGAAAGAUGCUUGCUUGCGGGAUGGUUGGGGGGGGGGGGGAUGUCCCUAUUUCCGGGAGACACCUGUGGCUUGCUGUGUAUAUGUCAAAUACUUGCUAAUGGUACUGUAAUGUACUGUAGUUAAACUGAAAACAAUUUCCACAAUAUUGAUGUAAUCAUUUAUCAUUUUAAUUUGAACAAUAUUAUUCUAAGGAGCUUAUCGUUUGUUCGUUUCUAGACCCCUGUGGUCUAGGACAUGUAUUUGUAUUUUAUGCCUCUAGCCCAUUUACAGUUACAAAGUAACAUUUGGAGAACGGAAGAAAGUAAAUCACGUCUUCUUAUAUAAGCUAAAUACAGAUACAGUAUUUCAAUAAAUUAUAUAAAACAUUACACGAUGGAACUUAAAAUGUGUUGAAUUUAUAUAAAAGAAAGAUCAUCAUCAUUGCCAUCAAUCAACAAAACAAAAUAAAUAAGGGUAACAAAUUCAUCAUUGA